AUGUCGAGCUGUAUACUAUUCUUAUUAUUUAUAAUUAAAUCACCAUCUAUUUUAAAUUUUAUUAUAAUUUGCAAUAGAAAUAGGCAUUUACUACAGAAAUUUUAAUUAGUUUUAAAUCAAUAUAAAAUAUUUUAAUAAAAUAAUUAAUUUAUUUUGAAUAGAAUUCAGGUUUAUUUUUUAAAUGAAUAUAGUAUAAUAAAUUUUCUCACUUAGUUGCAGAGCCUUUGGACCCUAUAAAUCUUGUGAUUAUCAAUUUCGCUAAAAAUACAGACCCGAAGAAAGUAAUGCUUGGUGUUGGGGCUUAUAGAAAUGAAGAGUUGCAGCCUCAUAUUUUCAAUGCUGUAAAAGAAGCUGAAAAACGGUUAAUAGAAGAUGAAAAUGCGACAUAUGAAGAAUUGCCUCCUGAAGGACAUGCAGAGUUUAAUGAACUAGUAACAGAACUGCUGCUAGGGAAAAAUAAUCCUGCUAUCUUAGAAAAUAGAGUUGCAUCUGUUCAAUGUUUAGGGGGAACUGGAAGUUUAAGGGUCGGUGCUGAAUUUAUACUGUUUUGUAGCAAUUUUGGCAAGGAAAAUGCUCUGCUUUAAAUAUAAAAUGGUCUUAUAAUCAAUUAAAUUAAAUAAGAAUAUCAAAGAAAAUAUAAAAUCUGAAUUUAUUUAUUUCCCAGAUCCUACAUGGCCAAAUCAUUAUAAUGUUUUUGGGUUUUCAGGUGCAGAAAUUAAGCAUUAUCAUUAUUGAAACUCUGAGUUAAAAGGGCUGGAUCUUGAAGGAUUUUUGAGGGACUUAAAUGAGAUGCCUACUGGAUCAAUUGUGCUGCUUCAUGCUUGUGCUCAUAAUCCAACAGGUGUAGAUCCUACUCAAGAAGACUGGGAAAGAAUCAUUGAUGUAAUUUGCCAAAGGGACUUAAUGCCAUAUUUUGAUGCUCCUUAUAUAGGUUUUGCAUCAGGCGACUUUGAUAGAGAUAUAUCUAUAUGCAUUUUUAUUUUUUUAAAAUAAAAGAAAAAAUAAUUAGCCAUUUUAUUAAAAAUAAUGAUGGAAAAAUCUGGGAUACAGUCUACAUAUGCAAUUAAACGAUGUAUAGAACGAGGACUCCAAUUCCUCAUUUCUUUAAGUUUUGGCAAAAAUUUUGGCCUAUACGGAGAUCGUAUAGGCUCAAUCCAUGCAAUUUGCCAAGAUCAAGAAACUAAAGAAAAAGUCCAAUGUGCUUUAGGAAGCAUAACGAAGUCAAUGUUUGGCAGUGGAUCAGCGCAUGGUGCAAGAAUAGUAGCAACAAUCCUUAAGGAUCCUGAACUUAGAGAAAACUGGCUAAAUGAACUUAUUAGUGUCUCACAAAGAAUGCAAAAUAUGAGGAAGUUGUUAUAUGACGAAUUAGUAUUAUAUAAAUAUAUGAAAAUUCAUUGUAAAUAAUACAUAUAUAUUAUUGAGAGAAAUUAUAUAUAAAGGUAUAAGAUUAGAAGCUCCAGGAAACUGACUACAUAUUAAAACUCAGAUUGGAAUGUUUUGCUAUACAGGUUUGACUCCACAGCAGUGUGAAAAUAUGAUAGAAAAGUGGCAUUGCUUUAUGCUUAAAAAUGGGAGAAUGGCAAUCUGCGGGUUAAAUACAAAAAAUGUUGGUUAUGUGGCCCAAGCAUUUAGAGACUCACUGAAUUUUUAA
Molecule: messenger RNA, 1651 nt
Organism: Blepharisma stoltei
Lineage: Eukaryota; Ciliophora; Heterotrichea; Heterotrichida; Blepharismidae
Source: the annotation of a GenBank genome assembly